Messenger RNA from Ilyonectria robusta, 1932 nucleotides. RefSeq names its product Ppx/GppA phosphatase family-domain-containing protein. NCBI's taxonomy places the organism in Eukaryota, Fungi, Ascomycota, Sordariomycetes, Hypocreales, Nectriaceae. Gene Ontology annotation, biological process: regulation of transcription by RNA polymerase II. The record is from RefSeq and is a predicted model, not a curated record. The transcript has 2 exons. Bases 1 to 1932 code for a protein of 643 amino acids.
AUGGACUUUUCCGACUACGAGGAGGUAGAUGGCAGCUCCUCUGACUCUGAUGAUGGACGCGACUCACGCGACCAGGCCCCUAACGAGGACCUGUCUGAGACGAUGAGGGAAAACUUCUCCUUUCCGCAGUCAAUCCAGCUGCCGCUCCAGGCUCAUCUCCGGGGUGGCCACCCGCCGUGGCAGGGCCAUGGUGGUAAGCUCAUUGGAGUAGUCGACAUGGGAAGCAACGGCAUUCGCCUCUCCAUAUCCGACCUGUCUGCUCCGAUGGCCCGGAUUCUGCCGACUGUGCUGGUGUACCGGUCUGGUAUUUCGCUGUACGACUCCCAAUUCGAUCCCGACACGGGAGAGCAGAUUCCAAUUCCAGAUGAUGUCAUCGAGUCAGUCUGUUCUGUGCUCAGCCGCUUUGUCGUCGUAUGUGCCGACUUCGGCGCUACCAGAGAACAUAUCCAUGUCAUUGCCACUGAAGCCACUCGCGCUGCUCUCAACUCGGCACAGUUUCUCAAGACGGUCAAGGACAAAACCGGCCUCACUGUCGAGCUGUUGCCAAAAGAGGAGGAAGGCCAGGUUGGUGCACUGGGCAUCGCCAGCGGCUUCUCCAGUAUGGAAGGUCUCGUUAUGGACCUGGGUGGAGGCAGCACCCAAAUUACCUGGAUGCUCAGUCAGGGCGCCGAUAUCAGGAUCAGCCCAAAGGGCAGCUUCAGCUUCCCGUAUGGUGCUGCAGCUUUGACCAAGAAGCUAGCUGACCUGCGUCAAGGCAAAAGCAAGCAGGAGGGAGAAGCUGCAGUGAGCGCUUUCCGUCUCGAAAUGAUCCAGAACUUCAGAGAUGCGUACCAUGGCCUACAGGUUCCCGAAGAACUAAUCGAGGUCGCCGAAAGAGAAGGCGGGUUCCGCAUCUACCUCUCUGGAGGUGGAUUUCGAGGCUGGGGUUACUUGCUGCUGUAUCUGAACCAGUCGCGAGGGAAGCAUUAUCCCAUCUCCGUCAUCAAUGGGUACACGGCUGGAAGGGAGCAGUUUCAAGACACUGAAGCUCUCAAGGCUGUCGCCCGCGCCGCCAAAAACGUCUUCCGAGUCUCCGACCGUCGACGUGCUCAGGUUCCCGCGGUGGCAUUCCUUGUCAAUGUUCUUGCAGAAGCCAUUCCUCACGGAAUUAAAGAGGCGCACUUCUGUCAGGGUGGUGUGCGCGAGGGGUUUCUCUUCAGACAACUCUCGCCAUCGGUUCGAAUGCAGGCUCCGUUGGAGGUGGCCACGAGCUACUUUGCACCAGGCUCGCGCCAUGCGAUCCAGACGUUGCUCAAGCAUGCGAUCCCGAAACCGGCCAGAAACGAAACAAAGAAGUUUCCGGAGGAAUUUGGAGAACACGUCGUCGAUAGCUUUUCGAAUUCCAUGUACUCGCACAUGUUCAUGUCCAAGGAAACUGCUUCCGCGACGGCGCUCUACUCAACCAGUGUGGGAAUCAUGUCCACCGUCCACGGAGUCUCUCAUCAAGACCGAGCCAGGCUCGCGUUGAUGCUUGAGUCAAGAUACGGCGGCGAGUUGCCGCCUCGAGAAGUCGAGUUCCGAGAUUCACUGCGGGACCUCAUCAGCCCUGAGGAGGUUUGGUGGGCAUCGUAUCUUGGCAGGGUCGGAUGUCUGAUCACUACACUGUACCCAGCUGGAAAGAUUGACAGAUCCAAGCCCCGCGUGGUGUUCUCGGCCCAAUGGUCAUGGACCUUGGGCAAAAAUAAAGACAAGGAAGGCUUGAUCCUUACUCUCUCGGUGCAGAAGGUCAAGAAUGACCCCGCGAGGACCAAAGAGACUCUAGAAGAAUUUGGCAAGGCGGUGGAGAAGGUUGGGAAGAAGAAGGCUUGGGUUGGAGAUGUUGAUCCAUGGGGAAUGAAGGUCAAGGUCAGAAUUGUUGAGGAAGGAAUCUUGAGUGGGCCAGAUGAACCGUAG